Lethenteron reissneri (Far Eastern brook lamprey) is the source of this 5511-nucleotide messenger RNA. Its product is annotated as solute carrier family 13 member 1-like. The record is from RefSeq and is a predicted model, not a curated record. Gene Ontology annotation, molecular function: transmembrane transporter activity. Lineage: Eukaryota; Metazoa; Chordata; Hyperoartia; Petromyzontiformes; Petromyzontidae. Gene Ontology annotation, biological process: transmembrane transport. Gene Ontology annotation, cellular component: plasma membrane.
UGGACGCCGGCCCAGGGAUGAGAAUAAUCGACGAGCCGAGGCCGAAGGGGGCAGCGUGCGAUGGCAGCGGCCCGCGUGCGCACGAUGUCCCGAUUGCUGCUCCACGGUGCUGGGACGGCUCGUGACGGCGGCGGCGGCUUGGCGAGGCCCUCUUCCAGCAGUGGAUUGAUCGUGACUCACGCUGGUGGAGGAGGAACAGCAGCAGGAGGAGGAAGCAUGGAGCAAAGAGACGCAGACUCGCACGGGAAGAUGGAGGCUGAAAAACCCCGUUAUAAUACUACUACUAAUAACACAAAGACUGCGGUGGAGUUCCUGAAGACCUACAAGAAGCUGCUCAUCGUCGUGCUGGUGCCCUUGCUGGCGCUGCCGCUGCCCAUCGCGCUGCCCUACUCGGAGGCGCACUGCGGCUACGUGCUCAUCAUCACCGCCGUCUUCUGGAUCACCGAGGCGCUCCCUCUGCCCGUCACGGGCUUCGUGCCGCUCUUCCUCUUCCCGCUGCUCGGGGUCGCCAAGUCCGGCGACGUGGCCAUGCAGUACUUCAAGGACGCCACCUUCCUCUACCUGGGCGUCAUGUUCAUCGCGGCCGCGAUCGAGUACUGGAACCUCCACCGUCGCAUCGCUCUCCGCAUGAUCAUGCUCGUGGGACUCAGGCCCAUCUGGCUGAUGCUGGGGUUCAUGGGGACCUCGGCUUUCCUCUCCAUGUGGAUCAACAACAGCUCGACCACGGCGAUGAUGAUUCCCAUUGUGGAGGCGGUGCUCACCACGCUCUUGGGCGCCAAGGAGAGCGUCGCCAAGGGGUGCGAGGACGGCGCCACGCACGAAUCAAGCGGCGACGACAAAAAGGACGCGGAGCCCUUGCCCGCAAAGGAAGACGUCGCUACGCAGGGCGACUUCAACGUCUACGAAGUCUCCACCAGCGACGUCGACGACGACGACGCUGACGGAGGCGCUGCCGGUGGCGUCGUCGUGGUGGACAAAGACCUCGAGGCGGACACGAACGCCGCCUCCAAGGAGAGUCGGAGAGACGACCUCAUGGCCCGCGGCCUGUCGCUGAGCAUCGCGUACGCGGCCAACAUCGGCGGCGUGGCCACGCUCACGGGGACCUCCACCAACCUGGUGUUCGUGGAGCAGAUGGAGCAGAAAUACCCCGACUGCAACUGCAUCAACUUCGGGUCGUGGAUGGCGUUCGCGCUCCCCUGCGCCAUCAUCUUCGUCUUCAUCGCGUGGUUCUGGAUCGCGUGGAUGUUCGUGGGUUUCCAGGAUCUGUUUUCAUGCAAGAAGAAGAGGACGUCGAACGAGAAGAGGGCGGAGAAGCUCAUCCGCCGCGAGUACGAGAAGCUGGGCAACACCAGCUACCCCGAGGCAUGCGUCCUCUUCGUCUUCGUGCUCAUGGCUCUGCUGUGGCUCACCAAGGACCCCGGAUUCAUGCCCGGCUGGGCCACCAUCUUCGGGCACUACAAGUCGUUCGUGUCGGACACCACGGUGGCCGUGACCGUGGGCUUCCUGCUCUUCGUGUGGCCGUCCCACACCCCCUCCUGCAUCCAGCACUACUUCCCCGGCCCCCCGAUUGAUCCAGACAAGCCCCCCGUGAUUCACCCCGCCACGCUCAUGGACUGGAAGACGUUCAACCGCGGAAUGUCGUGGGGGGUCUGCUUUCUCAUCGGGGGGGGCUUCGCCCUCGCAGAGGGGGCCGAGGUGUCUGGGCUGUCCACGUGGAUGGCGGCCCAGCUGGAGCCGCUCAAGGUGCUACCCGGCUGGGCCAUCUCCAUCAUCUGCUCCAUGUUGAUCUGCGCCUUCACGCAGUGCGCCAGCAACCUGGCCACGGUCACGCUCUUCCUGCCCAUCCUCUCCUCCCUGGCGGAGGCGAUCUCCGUGAACCCCAUUUACCUGAUGCUCCCCGCCACCAUGUGCGCCACCUUCGCCUUCGUGCUGCCCGUCGCCACCCCUCCCAACGCCAUCGUCUUCUCGUACGGACGCAUCAAGGUCAUGGACAUGGUCAAGUCUGGCGUGGUGCUCAGCUUCCUUGGCGUCGGUCUCGUGGCGAUGGCCAUGAACACGUGGGGUGUCCCCCUUUUCGACGUCCUCAACUACCCCGAUUGGGCGCCCAACCGCACGCAGCCGUCCCCGUCGCUCACCACGAUCACCCCGACCUCGCUGUUCCAUCUCUGAGCCCCAGCCUAGAGCCGAGCGGGUCGAGGGGGGGCUGGAGGAGGUGGAGGGGUGGACACUCUGCACACUUGGUCUCCUCUUCCCUCAAGAAGAGGAGGAGUCGUAGCAGGAGGAGUACACUUCCUUACUGAGCCCCCUCCUACUCCAGCUUGAACACGCACUUCUUUAAACUGCUUGCUGUUUAGUUUGUUGUCCUUCCACCGCACCACCGUCUAACACGGUUGGCUGCGUACGGUGCGAAAUAAGUUCACCAUACGUACGUACAAGCAGAGGUGGAGGAGGAGCAGGAGGAGGACACUUCCUUACUGAGCCUCUUCCACUCUCUCGGUGGACACUUAUGGCUUCAUGUCGAACCAGUCAGUGGCACAACAAAUACAGUUCAGUACCCAGCACACCACAUCGGGUAGACAUCUCGCUACGGCUGCGGCUGCUUGCCACGCGCGUAUUCCGGGUCUCCCAGCAAUCUGGACAAUAGUCCGUGAGAAAUUAAGCCCUGGUCACGAACCAUGACGCCUCGAACUGGCAAUCACAGAUUGCAGAUGAUUGAGCAGCUUUGGAUAACUGGGCGAUUGUUUUCCCCCAGGUUGUGCAAAUACAUCCUGAUGAAGGGCAACUUAAAAUCGCAAGGAAAUCAUUAUCAAUGCCACAUGAUUGGGAAAUUCUAGGCAACUUGCCAGCUUUCAAGGACUAGGCAACUCCAGAUGGUGACUAGGCAGCUUCAGAUGAUGGGGAAUCUACAAGUGACUGGACAGUUACAGGCAACUGAGCAACCCCAGAGAAUAACGAAGCAACUCUUUGGACGAUUUAUCAACUCGAGUUGACUGGGCCAUGCAAGGUGCCCGACCAGACUCAGAAAACUGUAAAACUCUCGUUGACUGGGCAACUCUCGAUGGCUGGGCAGACAUGUUGGGCAACUCCAAAUUUUCCACCAGGCAAAUAAUUUCCCAGAAUACCUGGUCUGUUAUAGUCCGGGCGCUCACCAUACCACGUUUUGUUUUUCUCUCAGUGAGAUGCUAUUUUUAUAUCACCGUCAAGAUACGAACAAAUGUACUCGAAGGCAGUGCGCCUUCCUGUGUCCCGGUAACGACCUCGAAGCGGAUAUCACAGAACUACUUCUGAGAUGUCUUCAUUCGCCUCUCGACCGCACCGGGUGGCGAUGCGCUGCCUCGCACGCCCUGCCAGGGCGCGUGCCAUCCACAUCCCAACCAAACGUUUGCGUUUCAUUCAGACCUCUGGAUCAGAACCUGACUCAAGCGAAUGACCAAAUUAACACCGUCGGCUUGUUACUGCUCAAUCAUUUGUGACCAGGCUGAGCCUGUCACCUCGCUAGACUUGUUGACCCCCCAGUAUUACUCACGCGAGGCCCAAGUCUCCAUUCGAAUCCAGGCUCUCGGCGGCGGCGGCGUCUCUGGGGGCUCUGGCCCGGCCAUUGUGAACCCACUUCGAGAGGGACGCGCCAACCCAGGGCUUGAGCCCAGCGGUGGCAGCGCUCUGACCUCUGAACCACCCAGCCAGCUUCACCAAGUUCCACUUCAUGAAAGGGGGGGCGGAAAUGCAGAUAUAUUGUACUCACCUUUAACGUUAACACUGCCUUAAGUUGUAAUAUAUUACUUUGUGGCGAGCUUAUUUCUUGACAAAAUUAUUUCACUGCUGAAAUUGACUCCAAGACCGCUUCCACGUUAUGUAUAUACAGAACAUUAUCUAUAUACUAUUAUAUAUACUAUUGUCUAAACAAUCUCUAACGUUGUCGUAAAGUGGCCCUCUCAAGGGGGCGAAGGCUGCCACAUCGCUGGUGCAAUGGUCCCCACACUGGACUCGCAACCCAGAGGUCACCGGUUCGAUUCCUUCUCGGCGCACCCAGCCCAGCGAUGUGCGCGUCGGCACGCCAGUCAGUAGAGCGGCAGGUUGCGUGGCGCGGUAAAGUGUGGUGGGGUAGAGUGUGGUGGGGUAGAGGAGUGUGGGUGGGGUAGAGCGUGGGUGGGGUAGAGCGUGGUGGGGUGAGUGCACACCAGGCGAGGGAGUUAACAUCUCCUAGCCGCCGUGACGCCCGUGUGCAGGCGGUGCAACUGCACCAGGGGCCCCUCGGCGUCGGGUUACAAAGGGGGGGGGGGGAGUUGGUGGGGGUGGUGGGGAUGGCAGUGGAGGAAUUGGGAGAGGGGCCCACGGCAGCCAGGCCUCGCCACUGCCCGACAGUGCAGUGGCGAGGCCUGUUGUUGUUGUUGUCGUUGUUUGUUGUUGUUGUUGUCCUUGACGUUGUUGGGACCCGCGGCUGAGAGGGGAGCCGCCUCACGCGGUUGGAGGGAGCGGCGGUGCUCGCUCUCGCCUUUCUAAUAAAACGAAGCACUUUUAUUUUUUGUACCUCGGGGCCGUUGCUCUACGACGCUGCGAGGAAGAUGGACAGAGGUUAAGAGGAGAUGUACAAACGGGUGCCUUGAUGACGUCCAUUCGCUGAUCAAAAGAGAGGAGAGAUCGAUUAAAGCUUACAACAGAUUAUUUAGCGGUGCUGCUGCUGCUGCGAUGGCAGCGGUGUACAAGCAAAACAAUCACACCCCGACAUAUACCAUAUGCAUAAUACUGAUAUAACAAAAACAAUAUACAUAUACAGUAUAGUAGGCCACGUGUCAGGAAAUGGUCCCUCUUCAUAGCACGUAAUGGGCUAUGAUGCACGUGCUAUGAAGAAGCGCCAUUGCCCGAAACGUCGCCUAUAAUUCGUUUUGUUCCAAGGCCGCGCAGUGGUUACUGACGAACGUGUCGAGGGUGGACUUUCUUUUGUUUGAUUAAAGCUCAAAUCUGGAGGGCUGGCAACCACCGGCGAGUUCAAGCGACCCACCUCCUCGCCCUCCUCCUCCUCCCGCACCGCGGGUCCCACUCGACGGCAGGGCCCGGCAUUGACCCGCUCGGCGUGGCGGGCCACGCGUGGAGCUGCUGCGCCGAGAGCGUGGGGGGUCCCGCUUGUCUGCGUGCGUUUGGGGGAGUAAAAGACGGACCGAGGUUGGCUUGUGUGGUAACGGUCAGGGCUAGUGCGGUCAUAGCUCGUGUCUGGAUGGCCAGUGUGGUAAUGUAGAGUGUCUGGACGGCGAGCGGGGUAGCGUCUGGUUGGCCAGUGUGGUUUGGAAUGGGGAGAGACAGGAUUUGAAUGGCUCGUUGACUCUAACCCGGUCUGCUAAACCACCCUUUAAUGAAUGAACUUGAAUAGCCACAUCCACGUUGUAAAAUUAUCGUUUUCUUGUUCGUCAUAUUACAGCUCCUUAUUUGUACAUAGAAUAAUGUAUUAAAACAGAACGGAGGUCUAUUUUUCACAAUGUUAAUUUACAACCAAUAAACAUAAAACGGCAAAACUUA